AUGGAUAAAGAUUACAAACAAGAAGAAUACGAUCCGUACGAACAUAGAAAAGUUGAAAAACCAAGUUCAGAUAUCAGAGCAACAGCAAAUUUAAUAAAAGCUUCCUUGGGAUCAGGGUUAUUAGCUGGUCCUUUAGCAUUUUCUAACGCUGGAUGGGGCUUAGGUCUUAUUGGAACCCUUUUAAUUGGAUUUAUAUGUGGACACUGCAUACAUAUACUGGUAAAGACAUCUCUUGGUUGUUGCAAAAUAGAACGUAAACCUCUUCUUAGUUACGCUGAAACAUGCAAAGCAGCAUUUCAAAAUGGACCUAUACCACUUCGAUCCUACGCAAACGCUGCCAGUAUUUUUGCGGAAUUUUCUUUAUUGUGUACAUAUGUAGGCGUUUGCUGUAUUUAUACAGUUCUCAUAUCAGACUCCAUAAAACAGCUGAUUGACAAAUAUGUACCAAGUGUCAACAUUUCGAUAGAAAUGUAUUGCUUGAUAACAUUAAUUCCGUUAUGCAUGCUGUGUCAAAUUAAAUACUUGAAAUGGUUAGCGAUUUUCUCGAUAUUGGCUAACUUAUUCCUAUUCCUAACGUACCUCAUUUGCCUAUAUUAUAUAUUUGCAAAUGAGAUUAGUUUAUACGAUAAGAAAGUGGUCGGCAACCCCGCAAGGAUACCAGCGUUCAUAUCGACAGUAAUAUUUGCAAUGGAAGGUAUAGGCGUGGUAAUGCCUGUUGAAAAUGCCAUGAAGAAACCCCAGCACUUCCUAGGUUGUCCUAGCGUUCUGGUCGUGGCAAUGUCAGCUAUCGUCUUCUUCUAUAGCACUCUCGGUGUCUUCGGAUAUCUACGAUAUGGAGACGUAUUGCGAGGAUCUAUAACAUUAAAUCUUCCUAUAGACGACUGGCCUGCGAUAUUUGCAAAAAUUUUUAUUGCCUUAUCAAUUUUCUUCACUUAUCCUCUGCAGUUUUUCGUUGUUUUCGAUAUAAUUAAAAAAUAUACAGAUGGUUGCAUUAAAGAUAAAUAUCGCACUUCAAUUGAUAUUGUUUCUAGAUCACUAGGCGUCUGCUUCUGCGUUGGAAUUGGCAUCGCUUUACCGUUAUUGGAACAGAUAAUAAACAUCGUUGGUGCUUGCUUUUAUUCUAUACUUGGUUUGAUUAUCCCGGGAAUCAUAGAAACUGUAUUCAGGUGGCAGAAUCUCGGAAAAUAUAAUUGGAUUCUUUGGAAAAAUAUCCUUAUCGUUCUUUUUGGAGUAGGAAGUUUAAUAUCUGGCUGUACAGUCACAAUAAUGGACAUUAUAAAAAUAUUAAACAACAAAAUUGAGUGAGAUUCUUCGUAAUCUUGAUGCCUGAUGAAUAAGAUUAAGAAUUUUUGAUUUAAUGUAAUAAUAUUUUCUGUAAGUUAUUAAAUUUUGAAAUCUA
Melitaea cinxia (Glanville fritillary) is the source of this 1399-nucleotide messenger RNA. Its product is annotated as proton-coupled amino acid transporter-like protein pathetic. The coding region runs from base 1 to 1305 and encodes 434 amino acids. Gene Ontology annotation, cellular component: vacuolar membrane. The transcript is spliced from 8 exons. Gene Ontology annotation, biological process: amino acid transmembrane transport. Gene Ontology annotation, molecular function: amino acid transmembrane transporter activity. NCBI's taxonomy places the organism in Eukaryota, Metazoa, Arthropoda, Insecta, Lepidoptera, Nymphalidae. The record is from RefSeq and is a predicted model, not a curated record.